UGGGGCCGGGCCGGCUGAGCCAUUUCAGUUGUGCAAACCUUUGCCUUCUGUGACAUCGUGGGCCGAGAGGGCAGCACUGACUGAAGUGAUGGGGGCAGACGGCACAGACCUGGGACUCCGGCUGGAAUCAGCGACCGGCAGCAAGUCCCCCGCCCCCUGGGAGAACUCAGCUCCGGAAACGCCACGUCGAUCAGGUGACAUCAGCAGGAGCCUCUCCCCGGGCUUCACCCCUGACCCCCCAGGGGCUGGGCAAGGAAGAAGGAGGCCUGGGAGGUGGGGGACACGGGACUCCUGGGGCCAGAGAGACCCGGCCCCUCGCCCGUCCUGUCUCUCAAGUUGGAGUUGCUGGCCUUUCGUGUGGGCUGUUGCUUGUUUAGCAUCUGGGGCCUCCUGGCAGCCCUGGCAGCAACGGGCACAGCAACGGGCACAGCAAUGGGCACAGCAACGGGCACAGCAACGGACACAGCAAGGCCCGGCUCGGCCCGCCCCUGCGUGGGUCCCCGGCCGCGUGCGGACCUGCUCGGGGUCAGUGUGGAGCUUCUUCCCCGGGACUGGCCAGCGGAGCCCUCGGUGUCCUGGGGCACCAGGAGGGCCUGGCACCGCCGGCUGUGGGCCACGCGUGUCGGGGGCCUGUCCCACGGCCACGGGUCAGGGCGCUCGUCCGACUCUGCAGAGAGAGCCGCGGAGCCAACAGGAAGUGAGCAGAGAGAAAGGGGCUUAUUUUGAGGAACUGACUCGGGCCAUCCGAUGGGGAGGCUGGCCGGGGCGGGAAGGAGUUGCAGUUUGCGUCUGGAGGCCGACUGCGGGGACCCCCUCGCCCCCAGGGAGCUCAGUCUGUAGCUCUGCUCCGGCCUUCAGCUGGCGGGCGAGGCCCACCCACACCCAGAAGACCACCUGCGUCUCUCAGAGCCCUGGUCGACGUCUCGUCUCACCCAGAAACACCCGCACAGAAACGCCCAGAGGAAUGUCUGACCAAGUGUCGGCAGUGUGGCCCCACCAAGUCGACAGGCAAAACCGGCCACCGGGGUCAGGAAUGUAGCCAGUCGUCCCCUUGCCCAGGCUGGGCCAGGACGCGUCUCUGGACGUGAACUUGAACCCGUGGUCAGUGCAGGAGAGAGCGGCCUCCUCCCCCACCAGCCCCACCUCUGGGUCCAGAUCCACCCACGGGAGUGAAAUGUGCAUCUCAGAGACUCAUCUCCCCACGUUGACGCAGCACCACCCGCAGCGGCCGCGCAGGGAGCCCCAGGCCAUCGACGGGUGAGGGGUGCGGUGCCUGCGGACAGGAAGUGCUGUUCCGGGGGGCCCACGGCGAGUGACGUCAGACGAUGAAGACAGCGCUGCGUGGCAUCACCUACGUGGGGAUCCAACAAACAAACAAACAGUCAAACUGAAACAGCCUAGGAGAGUGGUGGCCGGAGCUGGGGAUGGGGACGCGGGAGAGGCUGGUUAAAGAAAGAGGCCCGGGUGGCGGGGCU
This is a messenger RNA of Myotis brandtii (Brandt's bat), 1475 nucleotides long. Its product is annotated as translation initiation factor IF-2-like. NCBI's taxonomy places the organism in Eukaryota, Metazoa, Chordata, Mammalia, Chiroptera, Vespertilionidae. The transcript has 2 exons. The coding region runs from base 89 to 1039 and encodes 316 amino acids. The record is from RefSeq and is a predicted model, not a curated record.